Molecule: messenger RNA, 1101 nt
Organism: Lonchura striata (white-rumped munia)
Lineage: Eukaryota; Metazoa; Chordata; Aves; Passeriformes; Estrildidae
Source: RefSeq, a predicted model, not a curated record
AUGACACCCAACGGUGGCCAUGAUGGCAUUGGCGGCCAUGUCACUCCAAUGGCAGACAUGACACCCCAAGCCCAGCGUGCCCCCAAAGUGUCCCCGUCGUGUCCCCAGGCGGCGCUGGUGGAGAAGCGGAUCCUGGCGCGUGUCCACAGCCGCUUCAUCGUGUCCCUGGCCUGCGCCUUCCAGACCAAGACCGACCUCUGCCUCGUCAUGACCAUCAUGAACGGCGGCGACCUGCGGUACCACAUCUACAACGUGGACGAGGAGAACCCCGGCUUCGCGGAGCCGCGCGCGGUUUUCUACACGGCGCAGAUCCUGCUGGGGCUGGAGCACCUCCACCAGCACCGCAUCGUCUACCGCGACCUCAAACCCGAGAACGUCCUGCUGGACGAUGCCGGCCACGUCCGUCUGUCCGACAUGGGCUUGGCCGUGGAGCUCAAGGAUGGAGAAAGCAAAACCCGCGGCUACGCCGGGACCCCAGGGUUCAUGGCCCCCGAGCUGCUGAAGAACGAGGACUAUGAUUGGUCGGUCGAUUACUUCACGCUGGGGGUGACGGUCUACGAGAUGCUGGAGGCCAAAGGCCCCUUCCGCCGGCGGGGGGAGAAGGUGGAGAACAAGGAGGUGACGCGGCGCAUCCUGAACGACCCGGUGACCUACUCGGAGAAGUUCAGCGCGGCGGCGCGCGAGGCCUGCGAGGGGCUCCUGGCCAAGGACCCCCAGGCCCGCCUGGGCUUCCGCGACAACGACUGCGCGCAGCUGAAGGCCCACCCCUUCUUCAGGAGCAUCAACUGGGGGCGCCUCGAGGCCGGCCUGGUGCCCCCCCCGUUCGUGCCGGACCCCCGGCGCGUCUACGCCAAGGACCUGGGCGACGUGGGGGCCUUCUCCACGGUGAAGGGCGUGGAGCUGGACGCGGGCGACGCGGCGCUGUGCGACGCCUUCGCCUCGGGCACCGUGCCCAUCCCCUGGCAGGAGGAGCUGAUCGAGACCGGCGUCUUCGAGGAGCUCAACGUCUGGGGGGCCCCGGGGACGCUGCCCCCCGACCUGGACCCCAGCGCCGCGGCGGGCGCGGGCGGAGGGAAGUCCUCCACGUGCCAGCUGCUGUGA